UCCAGCCUGCAGCAGGAGAGGAUGUAUAAGAUGCACCGGGGCCACGAGUCCAUGCACAUGGAGAUGAUCUUGAUCUUCCUCUGCGCCCUGGUCAUCGCCCAGAUAGUGCUGGUGCAGUGGAGACAGAGGCAUGGCCGGUCCUACAACCUGGUGACCCUGUUGCAGAUGUGGGUUGUCCCUUUGUAUUUCACGAUAAAACUUUACUGGUGGCGGUUUCUGUCUAUGUGGGGAAUGUUCUCGGUUAUUACCAGUUACAUCCUCUUCAGAGCUACCCGCAAACCCCUGUCAGGGAGAACACCACGAUUGGUCUACAAAUGGUUUCUUCUAAUCUACAAACUCAGCUAUGCAUUUGGUGUUGUGGGUUAUUUGGCUAUCAUGUUUACAAUGAGCGGAUUCAAUUUAUUUUUCAAAAUCACAGCUAGAGAUUCCAUGGAUUUUGGCAUUGUGUCCUUGUUCUAUGGCCUCUACUAUGGCGUAAUGGGGAGAGACUUCGCAGAGAUCUGCUCGGAUUACAUGGCUUCUACUAUAGGGUUCUACAGCAUCAGUGGGAUGCCCACAAGGAGCUUGUCAGAUAAUAUCUGCGCCGUCUGUGGGCAGAAGAUCAUUGUGGAGCUUGAUGAAGAAGGGCUCAUUGAAAACACCUACCAGCUUUCGUGCAAUCAUGUCUUUCAUGAAUUCUGCAUCCGAGGUUGGUGUAUUGUUGGUAAAAAGCAGACUUGCCCUUACUGCAAAGAGAAGGUUGAUUUGAAGAGGAUGAUCAGUAACCCCUGGGAGCGCACACACUUUUUGUAUGGACAGAUCCUGGAUUGGCUUCGUUAUUUGGUGGCCUGGCAACCCGUGGUGAUAGGAAUAGUUCAAGGCAUUAACUAUUCUCUAGGGCUGGAAUAGUACAGCUGCCCUACCCCAGAAGCAACGUACUGCAUGUUGAAAUACUUUUAAAUCCUUGAUCCUACAUUUAAUAUUGAUAUUCCUUUUUUAAUUUUAGAGAUGAUCCCAAGAGUUUAGAGAACUGAAUAAAAUGUGGUUUCCUACAUAAGCCAAUUGGUCUAUGUAUAAAGAAUUUAACGGGAAGCU
Molecule: messenger RNA, 1074 nt
Organism: Ceratotherium simum simum (southern white rhinoceros)
Lineage: Eukaryota; Metazoa; Chordata; Mammalia; Perissodactyla; Rhinocerotidae
Gene: RNF175
Product: ring finger protein 175
Biological process (GO): ERAD pathway
Cellular component (GO): Golgi membrane; endoplasmic reticulum membrane
Molecular function (GO): ubiquitin protein ligase activity; metal ion binding
Source: RefSeq, a predicted model, not a curated record